AAUUUGACUCACGCUGUGUGAUUGGAUGGAUAGAAUAUGACGAUAUACGGAAGUCAUCGAGCUGUGCGGCGUGCAUGAUUGAAGCCUCACAUUGAAAAUAUGGAACAGAAUAAUGACGGGAGCUUGGCGCAGGUCCGUCAUGUGGUCUUGAUCCUGUCUGGGAAAGGAGGUGUGGGAAAGAGCACAAUCACUACAGAGUUAGCUCUGGCCCUCAGGCAUGCAGGCAAGAAGGUUGGCAUCCUGGACGUUGACCUUUGUGGGCCCAGCAUACCCCGCAUGUUGAGUUUGGGACGGCCCGAUGUUCACCAGUGUGACUCAGGAUGGGUGCCUGUUUACACUGAUGCAGAGAAGAGCCUCUCCCUCAUGUCCAUCGGCUUUCUGCUGGAGGAUCCUGAUGAAGCAGUUGUGUGGAGGGGGCCCAAGAAAACAGCUCUAAUUGGCCAGUUUGUGUCAGACGUUGCAUGGGGAGAGCUGGAUGUUCUCUUGGUUGACACACCGCCAGGGACUUCUGACGAACAUUUAGCCGUGCUAGAGAACCUUAAAAAACACAGAGUGGAUGGAGCCAUUUUGGUCACAACCCCUCAGGCUGUGUCCACGGGGGAUGUGAGGAGAGAGAUUACCUUUUGUAAGAAGACAGGGGUACGAAUCCUGGGCAUCGUUGAGAACAUGAGUGGCUUUGUUUGUCCACAUUGCUCAGAAUGCAGCAACAUAUUCUCCAAGGGAGGAGGUGAGGAGUUAGCCAAGCUGACUGGAUCAGUAUUCCUAGGUUCUGUGCCCUUGGAUCCCCAACUCAGCUCCAGUAUAGAAGAGGGCAAAGACUUCCUGCAGUCGUUUCCUGACAGCGCCACCUUCAGUGCCAUCAGCAGUAUUUCUCAGACUUUGCUCAACAGCCUCCAAACAUCUUGAGACAUCAAUUUAUUCAGGAUUAUGUUGUGAAAAGUACAGAAUAAUGCAAAUGUAAUGAUUUCCAUGUUGAAUUUCAUCCUGUACAGUUGAUCAUAUAAAGCUUUUUAAUGAU
Molecule: messenger RNA, 1018 nt
Organism: Cheilinus undulatus (humphead wrasse)
Lineage: Eukaryota; Metazoa; Chordata; Actinopteri; Labriformes; Labridae
Gene: nubp2
Product: nucleotide binding protein 2 (MinD homolog, E. coli)
Exons: 7
Coding region: 100-906 (268 amino acids)
Biological process (GO): iron-sulfur cluster assembly
Cellular component (GO): cytosol
Molecular function (GO): ATP-dependent FeS chaperone activity; ATP binding; 4 iron, 4 sulfur cluster binding
Source: RefSeq, a predicted model, not a curated record